This is a messenger RNA of Mustela erminea (ermine), 1158 nucleotides long. RefSeq lists its product as uncharacterized. The coding region runs from base 91 to 1158 and encodes 355 amino acids. The transcript has 6 exons. The record is from RefSeq and is a predicted model, not a curated record. NCBI's taxonomy places the organism in Eukaryota, Metazoa, Chordata, Mammalia, Carnivora, Mustelidae.
AUCUCUGAGUGUUGUUUCCUCUCUUGUAAAACGCGAAAGGGAAACUAAAGAAUCUCGAAAGUCUUCUUCAGAUCUGUAAAAUGAUGGAAAAUGUCAGACCUUAUGAUUGCAGCCUUCAAGCAGGCCUGGCAGAGUAGUCAGGGUCAGGUGAUCUUCGAGCUCCUAAUUGAAGCCCUCACUCGACCGAGGGGGCAGGCUGAGGCUUGCAGGGGCAUCUGCUCCGGGCUAGCCCUCAGAGAUCAUCAUCUGGGGGCAGAGAGCCCAGUUCAGACCCCCAGCUCCUGUCCCACAGACCCAGGUCCGGUCUGCUCUGCACCGUCCGUCCGUCGGGUCUGCUCUGCACCUCUGGCAGCUCCACACCCAGGACCACGGGUUUCUCUGGCUGCAUCUCCCAGCCACGACCAGCUCGAAGAAGAGAGGGAGAUAAGGCUCUGUGUGAACUACUCAAGAGCGAAACUUGAAACGAGAGAGAUGAUCAGAAACGGGAUUGGUGCUCUGACGAGAGAAGGCGCUUCCCCAAGCCCCAGGCAGACGCAGACCUUGCUCCUUUCACACCUGGGGAUCUGCGGUGGCAAGUCCUCCUCUCCAGCACAACCUCCAGGAAUGACUGGAGAGAGCAGAACCCUGAACAAGGCCAAUAAAACCAAGCAUCAGAGAGGACUGACAUGCAGAGGAAGGGGACCCAACAUAGGAGAGCAGCGUGGGGAACUCGUAGGAGCGGAGGGCAAGGAGGCUAAGCGCCGGUCUGCGGAUGCGCCGCCAUUUCCAAACCAGCCCUUACUGGCUAACAGGCCUGGAAGGGGGCCUCCGAGUGACUUGCUGGAACCCAGAGUAGGUGGCGGUAAUGGUGCCCAUUUUAUAGAUGUGAAAACCGAGAUGAGAUUCAGUGACCCAAAGGUGGCUUCCAAAGGCCUUAAGCCUUUGGCUCCUUGUCAAGCUCGGCGUCUGAGACAGCUCUCCCAGCCCUGCUCCUCUGCUAGUGCCCUCGAUGCCCCCAUGACGCACACUCCCAUUAUCUACAGGGUGGCUAGCAAUCGGAUCCCCACCAACUGGGAGCAUUCACACUCGCAACCACAGCCAGACCUGCCUAAGUUCAAGGGCACCACUCAGCACGUGGGCUGCCAUGUGCUGCUGGCAUUUGGUUAUUAUAAACUGUAA